AUGGUUCAGUUUUUGAAAUAUUUUGGCAAUCUUGAGCGGAGCGAUUCAUUAAUUGAUCGAACGGCCUGCUGUUCUGGGCGGUUCACGCCGGACGAGAACGGCAGACCGACACGGUCUCCUUACAGAUGUUUAAAGAAGAACGCGGCGUUCAACAACCCGACGUCGUUGAAGAACUGCGGAUCACCGCGAGACAAUUUUCGCUCGCGGAAGGAGGUGAAUAAUGCGGCGGGCGGCGCCAAAUCGUUUUCGAAUAUCCACGAGCGGCUGGCGGACUUGAGAUUGAUCAAUAAUGAUCCGGCGCAGCCAGCGUUAUCGUCGAGAACCGGAACACCGGGAGACACUACCGGUUGUGUAGUGAAAAAGGCGGCGAGAAGUAUUGAAUCGCGUGGAAUUAACGUACCGCCGAAAAAGUGGACGAGUGUAACGGAGCGCGCGGCGGAGGCGAAGACGACCCGCUCGUCCGUGUUUAAGAAACGCUCCGUUCAGGCGACCGUCACCGACCCCCGUGACGAUUCGUCGGCGAAGAGACGUCUCGUGUUGUCCGCCCCGGACGCCGGGUACAGCCGGUCGUCGGCGCGUCAAACUGUACCAGCGAAGUCGGCCGUACGACCGCACGCCAACGUGCCCAAGUACAGUGCCACACUCCCCGACGCAGGUACGUGAAGUGUAACGCAAUGAUCCGUCAACUGAAAUAACUUUUGUUCUAAUCGAAAGCGCCCUUUUUUUAAACGAUUACUCGAGCCUCGCGCUGUAUGUCUUCUAUCUAUCCAUCUAUUCGUCCACUAUGGUAAUAACAAUAUAAUACAUAAUAAUUAUACGGAGUGAUCGACGUGUCAUUAUCUCCGGAAAACAUUUUUAUUGAUAAAAAACGAUAAUAAUUUCCGGAAUGUACAAAGUGUUUACGAUAGAUUGAUCGCUGUGUACAUGUAAAUGUGAAAAUGGACAUCUUUGUCACGCGUGUUCUCUGAAACUACUCGAUCGAUUUUUACGCGGUUUUUCGCAAAAUGAUUCUCAUUGUCCGGGGAAGGUUUUAAACUAUUGAAAUCUUCAUGAUCUGACCAGCAUUGAAAGUAGUAGACCUAGCCUAACGACGACUAGACCAUCGUUGGGUAGCUAAUAAUAAAAGGCUAAAACGUUUUUAACUAUGUCAAAAAGAGAAACUUGCUUCGAGUCCUGAGCCAGGGUUAAAACGGGAAGGAAACCGACGAUUAUAAUUUUUUUUUAAUAUACCUGUAAAUUAACCUAACAUAAAGAUAAACAUUUAUUGCAUGGACAAAGCCGGGCGGGGACAGCUAGUUUUAUAUAAGUCUAAAAAUAAAAUAUUGUUUUCACAACCCGAUAUAGCUAUUGUAAAUAUAUUUUCAAAUACGAUAUUUUUAUAUGGAAAAUAUUUACUAGUGAUGAAUUGUUAAAUUUCUAACAUUUUUGAAAAACGUUAAACACAAUUUUUGUUUAUGAAAAAAUUGGUAAAUAGAUUGAUAUUAUCUUUAAUACAAGUUAACGAAAGUUAAAAUUGUUUUCAUUGCCACUAAUAAAUAAUUUUUAUUGAUUCCCUAAUUUUUCAUGAAAAAUAAUUUUGUUAAUGAUUCUGAAAUUGUAGAAAUGUAAGGAUUCAUCAUUAGAAAAUAUUUUUAUAUUUUUAUAUCAAAAUAUUGUAUUUUAAAAUCUAUUUUUAAUAGCUCUUUUGGUUUUCGUAAAAAUAUUUUAUUUUUUACUUUUAAAUUUAUAAAAAACAUAAAAAAAAGAAUUGUAACGCAAGGCUCUUGUAAUUAUUAAAAUAAUAAAAACCUAAAAAUAUUGGUACGAACAAAAGUUAUUUUAGGUGGCAGAGUUUAUACUGUUUUCAAGUUUUUUAAACUUUUAUUAAGUUUUAUACGGAUACAGUUAUUUUAGCCGAACAGAAAUGUUUUUACAUUUUACACUAGGUUCAUCACAAACAUAUUUUAUGUUAAAAAAAAAAAAAAGUUGAGCGUAAUUUAAUCGUUUUUUUCCGUUAACAUUUUAUAUGUUCGAAUAUUAACGUAAAUCGCAUUUCAAAACAUUUCUAAUCGAACUUUCCUCAGAAUUGUGUUUCGUAGCACUCGCGUCUCCAGUAUCAGCACUCUUUUAACUUUAUAAAUUGAUGAUUUCUUCGAUUGUUUAACAUAUUUAACAUAUAUUUAUUGUAAUUUUAUGGUCGGUGUUAUAGAAAAGAAAGCUAUGUAUAAUACCGCCGAAGCUCGAUUUAAGCAUCGCAAAUCGUAUGUUAUACGGAAUUCCCAAUCUGAUUCUGUAUACAAACCGGAUUCGAACAUCAACUACACGAGUGGAGAUAAGAUGGUAAAAAUAAAACAACAAAAUAUCAAACAAUACAAUAACGAACAUACGAUCGAAAACAUUAAGCAAAAAUGGUUUCAACCCGUAAACAAAACACGGAUGGCGGAACAAUGUGGAUUUUACGGUAAACGAAAUUCCAAAUCAGAUUCUGUAUUCAAAUGCAAUUCUAAUAUCCACAAAAAUACCGACAACAAAAGUGGAGAUCAGAUAGUAAAUAAGAAACAGAGACAUAUCAAACAGUAUAAUAACGAGAAUACUAUUGAAGACAUUACAAAAAAAUGGUUUCGUCCCGUAAACAAAACAUGGAUGAUGGAGAAAUGCGAAAAAAUGCAUUUAUCAAUCAAUUUCAAAAGCACUCAAAUACACGCAACGACAGCGAAACAAUUUAAGUUAUUGACCGAACCAAAGUAUUCACUUGAUGUAUUGCCUGAUGGUAACUGCUGGUACCGGUGCAUUUCAAUAUACGUAACCGGAAGUCAACAUUACCACGAGCUUAUCAGAAUGCACCUGUAUGAGGUAUAGUACCUAUAACGGAUUAGAUAACAAAUUUAAUAGUAAUUAUAUAUUGUUACAGCGACACAGCGUCUCAGACGCUGUGUCCGUAAUACUCGGUAUUUAUAGUUCGAUAUAAAUGAUGAAUAUGUUUCACGCAUUUUUCAGUAAGUAAAUCGAUAGUAAUUUAAUUUUCCAUGUUUGUGGAAAAUUUGAUUUUUUCCUAUUUUGUUCGGUGUUGGUAUUAGUUUCGCGAUGGUGUGUGUGUGUGUGUGUGUUUUUUUUUCAUAUACUUUGACAUUCCUUUAAAUUUAAUUAAUGACGACGAAAAACACGGGAAAAAACCGCCAGGAAAGGGGGAAUAUUUUUGCGAUUAAAACGUCUGUUAUUUUAAACUUUUUUUUUUUUUUUUUGAUCUGUUUACAUACAAACAUGUCAUCUUACGUAUUUCAAUUUUCAAAAUAGUAAUUUCGUUAAGGAUAUCAUUCUAAAAUGUUUAAUGUCCCGUUUUCGUAUGCGAUCAAAAGAUUCAUAACCGUAAUCGAUUUAAUUUUUACCAUAAGACGCUUAAUCAUUUAUAGUAGGCGAAUAAUUUCUUCGUGGUAUUUGCAUAGAAUAAAAUGAAAACUUGCUUGUUGUGAAAAUCACUUGACAAUUUCAUCACCUAAAUGGUAAUAAUUGAGAUGAUAAACAACUAUUAAUAAGAUAAUAUUUGUCGAAUAUCAUAAUUUGUAACUCUGUAUUUCUAAAUACAUAUACAUAUAUAAUUUUUCAUUUGUUUUUAGUUCGUAAUGAACGAUACCAGAGUGCUCACAUAUUUAGAUGGCGAUUUAAACGAUUAUUUAAUUCAGAAUCCGAUCAAUGUUUGUGGCACAUGGGCUACCGACAUGGACAUAUACGCUACAGCGUUAAUGCUCAACACACAUAUUUAUGUGUAUUCGGAUUAUUACAAUACAUGGCAAUUAUUUGGGAAAAACGGAUUAAUGAGUAGUGUAAACAGAACAGAUAGCUGUUUAUAUAUAUCGAACGUCAACUGCAACCAUUAUAAGGUUGUCAAAGAUGUAAUGUAAAUAUAAAAUACUCUGGAGAAUGUAUGUAAGAAUAUGUAAUACAUUAUUUAAUUCAUGUUCAAUGAAACCGUUAAUACAUUUUAUAAAAAUUUAGUGCUUAUUUUAAUAAUUAUUACAAAGCAAUUAUGCUAAUGUUCGUUAUAUAUAUUUUUCGAAUAUUUACAGCAGUAAAAACUUACAAAUAGUGGACCUAGGAGGUAUGAAAAAACAAGAACAUAUUUGCCCACCUCAGUGAAAUUUAAUACUUUGGUGGGCCGAUUAAUAAAUGAUCGUGGGCCUGAUUUAGCCCAUGGGCCGUAGUAAGUCAUCACUGGUUUAAUUUGUUUAUAAAGACUUUUGACAGUAAACCUAUGUUUGCUUUUUCUAUACGAAGUGAAAUUUUCAAAACAAUUGAUCCAUAAUGGAAGUUUUGUACGUAAUUUGUAUCCGGUUGGUACUCUGUAGAUAAAAUUGUUAGACUGUAUAGAAAUGCUUAAAAAUUGAAUAGGAAGUUCAUUAAAUUUGUGGUCAAAAAAAAAUCGAGCUUUAUGUAGUAUUAUUAAUGGUUUAUCGUUGCAGGGGACAGGUAUAGAUUAAAUAACUUUAUGUGCCCCACCUUUUCUACUACUCACCUACAACCAUGGCCGCACCCAUCUCCAGUAUUAGCUAU
Molecule: messenger RNA, 4527 nt
Organism: Cinara cedri
Lineage: Eukaryota; Metazoa; Arthropoda; Insecta; Hemiptera; Aphididae
Source: the annotation of a GenBank genome assembly